AUGGUGGUUCCGGCGCCUUCUCUGAGCCGAGAGUCUGCUCGCGGCAAGACGCACGUUUCACGCAUAGAAGAAGUGACACCUGGCUGGGCGAGGAACGCGUGGCACGCGGCGCAGCGCCGUGCCAAAGUCUUGACCGGUCACCGCGCGUUUCGGCUCCUCGUGGCCCUUCUCAUUGUGCUCAGCAGCAUCGUGUUGUGCCUCGAAGGGGGCCGGAGCACGGCCAUGGUGCGCGGCCGACUGGAGCUGGCGAGUGCGCUGCUCACCGUGCUGCUAAGCGUGGACGUCGCCCUGGUGUUGGUCGCCAAGGGCCCGCACGCCUACUUCUCUUCGGGAUGGCACCUGCUUGACUUCAUCGUGCAAUCGACGUCGCUGCUCUACGAGGUUCUGGACGUGAUCGGCGUGCAGGGCUCGGUGAUCAACGUGUUGCGCUCCACCAGGGCGCUGAGACCCGUGCGAAUCGUGUCCCUCUUGCCCGGGAUGAAGCUCCUGGUGGACGCGCUGGCCUCGUCGGUGCCGUCCAUCGGCAACGUGCUCGUGGUGUGCGCCUUCAUAUGGAUCAUCUUCGGCGUGGUGGGUGUCAGCAUGUUCGCGGGCCGCCUGUGGCACUGCGUGGACGCCAGGGGUCAGCCGCUCGACCCCGACCUGGUGCCCGACCGGGCCACCUGUCACAUGCUGGGAUUCUCCUGGACCAACGAGAACGUCCACUUCGACAACCUGGCCGAAGCGUCACUCGCGCUGCUCCAGGUGGCGACCUUCGAGGGAUGGAUCGAGGUGAUCGAGAACGUAUUGGACAUCGAGGGCGUUGACCUGCAGCCCCGUCAGGAGGCUAACCCCUGGUCGCUGAUCUACUUCGCCAUCUUUCUCGUCAUCGGCGCUUUCCUCGUGUUCAACCUGUUCGUCGGUGUCGUCAUCGACAACUUCUACGCCAAGAAGCGACAGGCUAGUUUUUUUUGGAGGAGGUCCACUCGGAGCCCUCGGCCUAGCGAGAGUCAGCGCCGGUACGCGCGGUCUCUCCGCCGCCUGCUCGCCCAGAGGCCCGUCAGCUUGGUGGCCAGGCCGGCCGGCAGGUUUCGAGGAUUCCUCUACGACGCGGCCGCCAGCAAGGAGCUGGCCGUGGCGUCCGCGGCGUUGGCGCUGCUCAACGGGAUGCUGCUGGCCUCCGAGCGCUACGAGUGGAACGGGCGGCAACGGGCGGCGCUGGGCCGCGCGCACCUCGUCUUCCUGGUGGGACACGCCGCAGAGCUGCUGCUGCGAGCCGCCGCCACGGGCACCGCCUUCUUCGCCGUCAAGUGGAACCAGUUCGAGCUGUGCGCGCUCGUCCUCUCCCUGCUCGGCAAGUCUGGCGAGGACGUGAACGAGUGGCUCAUCGGCUACAAACGGGUGAGCAACUACUACUAUUGGGACGAACACACCGCCCGACGGGCUCCGUCGCGUGCAGGUGACGUCGUUCUUCUGUCCGGCGUGUCCCAGAGCCGUCCCGAGUGGGUCCUGCUGCGGGGCCUUCGCACGCUGGCCAUUCUGCGCGUCUUCCGCAGCCUGGUGUCGGUGCGAGGCGUGCGCCAGCUGGUGCUCAUAUUCGCAGCCUCGGUGCCCGCCUUCAUCAACAUCGCCCUGCUGCUGUUCCUCGUCAUGUUCGUCUACGGCGUGCUGGGAGUCUCGCUGUUCGGAACCCUCCGCUCAGACGACAGCUUCAGUGGCCUGGUGAACUUCGGACAGCUUUGGCGCGCGCUUCUGCUGCUCUUUCGGCUGUCGACGACGAGCGCGUGGAACGAGGUACUCGGCUGGCUGCUGCCGGCUGGCAAGGGCCUCGCGGUCGCCUACCUCGUCUCCUACCUGUUCAUCUCCAACUUCAUCAUCUUCAACUCGUACGUCGCCGUGUUGCUGGCCGGAUACGAACAAGCGCUCAACACAGAGCUGAGCGGGCUGUCGGACGCUGACCUGGUCGACUUCGCGGCCGCCUGGGCUCGGCUCGACGUCGCCGCCCGGAGAACGCUGCCGCUGUGCGCGCUGCCCAGCCUGCUGGACUCGCUGCCGCGUCCGCUGCGGCUGCCUCGACCUAAUACGCUGGCGCUGGCCAUCAUGGACGUGCCAUUGCUCAGCGGCGACAGGGUCCACUACGUGCACCUGCUGCAGUCGCUCCUGCGCGUGCGCAUGAACGUGUACGAGCCCCUCUGCGAGCCCCUGCAGCGCAGCCUGGACGCGGACGCGGCGGCCGCCUACCCGGAGCUGCGAAGGCCGGACAUGCGACCCGUAUCGGGCACCAUGCAGCGCCAGCAGGAGCAGCGCGCCGCCGUCGUCCUGGCCGAGUUCUUCGUGCGUGGGUGCGAGCGGCUGCGACUCGAGCGCGCGGCGCGAACUCUGCAGAGAGCGUACCGCGCCCACCGACUCCGCCGAACCGUCACGCUGGCCAACCGCCUACAGCCGUUCCCGCUCUUCUUGCUCACCCAGACCAACCUGCAGUACUGGUGA
Molecule: messenger RNA, 2469 nt
Organism: Dermacentor silvarum
Lineage: Eukaryota; Metazoa; Arthropoda; Arachnida; Ixodida; Ixodidae
Product: sodium channel protein para-like
Exons: 13
Coding region: 1-2469 (822 amino acids)
Biological process (GO): sodium ion transmembrane transport; neuronal action potential
Cellular component (GO): plasma membrane; voltage-gated sodium channel complex
Molecular function (GO): voltage-gated sodium channel activity
Source: RefSeq, a predicted model, not a curated record